UUGGAAACAGAACUAGACCACAAAUGAAGUCUUUGAAACUAUAUGGAAAUAUUUUGUACUGUUACUGUGAGGAUUUAUGUAUAUAUAGGUUGUUUCAUAGUAUGAAUAUCUAUAGCCAUUGAAAGCAUACAAUUAAAGAGAAUGAGUAAUUCGAUUUUGCUCUUCUUUUUCCUUUCCUUAUUCUUCAUCUCUUCUGCCUCUUCCUCUUCUAUCAACACUACUCAUAAAUGCUCUGUUCAACAGAGCCUUUCUUUGCUUCAGUUUAAAAAAAAACCUUUCCUCAAUCAAUUAUACCCUGUACGAAUGUGAAGAUUGGCUUGGUUCUGAUUAUAAUCCAAUCAUGAAGAACUGGAACACAAGUACAGAUUGUUGUGAUUGGAAUGGAGUCACUUGUGACCACUCCACUGGUGACGUUAUCGGUCUUGACCUGAGCUGUGGCAUGGUGCAAGGUACUAUCCACCCUAACUCCACUCUUUUUCACCUCCCUCGUCUCCAAAAACUCAACCUUGCUUUCAAUGAUUUUACUGAUUCCCAACUUUCACAUGACAUAGGCAGGCUUUCUAAUAGUCUCGCAUAUCUCAACAUCUCUAAUUGUGGGUUUAGUGGUCAAGUCCCCACAGAUAUUUCACACCUUCAUAAAUUGGAGUCCCUUGAUCUCUCUAGUGAUUGGUAUGGGAAUGUGAUUGAUCAUCUCAAUCUUGAACCUCAUGUUUUCAUCAAUUUGCUUCAAAAUUUAACUGUUAUGAAAGAACUUUCUCUUAGAGAUGUUAACAUCUCUGCACUUUUACCUACUAAUCUUAAUAUCUCUUCUUCUUCUUUGAAAUUACUAAAUCUUGGCUCAACUGGGUUGCAAGGAAAGCUACCUCACAACAUUUUCAAUCAUCAUUCGUUGGAAACACUCAACCUGUGGAAUAACAGUCUUACAGGGGAUAUCCCUUCAGAGAUCACACAUCUUCCUAAACUGGUUUCGCUUGUUCUCUCAAUGAAUGGAAUUGAUAGUUUACUAAUUCAACCUCAUUUUUUCAGCAGUCUUCUUAUAAAUUCUACUUUUUUGAGGGUUCUCGGGCUUGGUGAAGUUAAUAUAGGUAUUGUUUUACCCACUUAUUUUAACAUCUCUUCUUCUUUAAGAUCACUCGAUCUUAGCUACACCAGCCUGCAAGGGAAGUUACCUGAUAACAUCUUAAAUCUUAAAUAUUUGGAACGACUUGAAUUGUCAGGGAACAAUAAUCUCUCUGGUCCAUUUCCCAAGGUUAACACAAGCACUAGCAUCCGUCUCAGGGUGUUAGGUCUCUCAGGUUGUGGUUUGAAUGGGUCCCUUCCCAAAUCCCUAGGUAACCUUAGAUACCUUGAAGAUCUAUCUUUAUCAGAUAACAUGUUUUCUGGAGAGAUACCAACAUCAAUUGGCCGUCUCAAAUCUUUAAUUGACUUGGAUCUUUGGUCUUGUGGAUUAAAUGGGUCCCUUCCCAAAUCCCUAGGUAACCUUAGAUACCUUGAAACUUUGUUUCUACCAAAUAACAUGCUUUCUGGAGAGAUACCAACAUCAAUUGUCCAUCUCAAAUCUUUAGUUAUGUUGGAACUCUCGGAUUGUGGAUUAAAUGGGUCCCUUCCCAAAUCCCUAGGUAACCUUAAAUACCUUAAAUAUAUGUAUUUAUCAAAUAACAAGCUUUCUGGAACACUGCCUUCUUCAUUGUUUACCCUUCCUUCUUUAACAACUAUUUGGCUCGAUAAUAACUUGUUCCAAGGAAAUGUGCCACGCGAGUUGUUUUCUUUUCAAUCUUUAGAAGAUUUAUCCCUUGGUAACAAUCAAUUAACUGGCCAGAUCGAUGUGCUUGAUAAUGGCCCUGACCUCCAAACAUUUCAACGACUUACCAACCUCACUUACCUAGACCUUUCAUAUAAUAAUUUUAGAGGUGACUGGGAGUUGGAUGCAUUGUUAUCAAGCCUCACAAACCUUGGCACACUCAUUUUGUCACACAGUGGUAUAUCUGUUACAACCAGUAAUGCUAGUCAUAAUUUUAAUCCUAAUUUUUGGAUGUUAAGUUUGGCCUCUUGCAGUCUAAAGGUCUUUCCAGUGUCCUUUCGAGCCAUGACAAAUCUUAGAUACUUAGAUCUGUCUAACAAUGAUAUACAGGGACACGUUCCUGACUGGAUAGGGGAGAUAGGAAAAAAUCAGUUGUCAGUUUUGAAUCUUUCAAAUAACUCAAUAACCGGCACCAUUCCAAAUGUAUAUGAGGAUUGGAGUUGGUUAGAGGGGUUUAUUUUGAAUGGAAAUCAGUUAGAAGGAAAGGUGCCCACUUCUUUGUAUAGAUGUCAAAAGUUGAGAAUAAUUGAUUUGGGAAACAACAAGUUAAGUGACACACUCCCUAGCUGGUUAGGAGAACUUCCUAAUUUACAGGUUCUUGUCCUCAGAUCAAACAAUUUUUAUGGUGGCAUUGCAACCUCUUCCAAGUUUAAAUUCCCAUUUCCAAGUCUGCGAGUUCUUGACUUAUCUCAUAAUGGGUUCGUAGGUCAACUCCCCACAAAAUAUUUUCAAAAUUUCAAUGCCAUGAAGAAUGUGGUAACAAAGAACACCAAACCAGAGUAUGUGUUCCUAAAUGAGCAUCGCAACUAUUAUUACUCUAUCACUAUUGUGAUGAAAGGAGUUGAUCAAUACUUUCCACGACUUUCGGUUGAGUACACAAUUGUUGAUCUAUCGGACAAUAAAUUUGAAGGGGAGAUUCCAAAUAUCAUCGGAUAUCUGAAAUCUUUGAAAGUACUCAACUUGUCCCACAACACCCUAACAGGUCAAAUCCCACAUUCUCUUGGGAAUAUAUCAGAAAUUGAAUCGUUAGACCUGUCUUGGAACCAACUCACAGGAGUGAUUCCACAAAGCCUUGCUGACUUGACGUUUCUUGAGAUCUUAAAUCUAUCACAAAACCAUCUUGUGGGCCGCAUUCCACAAGGAAAACAAUUCAACACAUUUGAUGGAUAUGCUUUUGGUGGAAACCCAAAACUCUGUGGGCUUCCGUUGCCCAAAAGGUGCAGUGAGCAUCUACAGAAACCACAACCAGAAGGCGAUGUAGAUGAGGAGGAGAGCGGAUUUACAUGGAAAGUGGUGAUGAUGGGAUAUGGGUGUGGAACUUUUCUUGGAUUCGUGUUGGGACUUCUCAUGUUAUCAAUCGGAAGACCGAAAUGGUUCAUUGCAAUUGCUGAUGCAGCAGAGUAUGUGAUCUUGACGAUUCAAGACAAGAGAAGAUAAUAAUAUCAGUUCAUAAAUUGUAAAGAACUUUGGGGGUGCAGCUGGACGCUUUUAAAUCAUGCAGCUUUAGGGAACUUUUUGAAUAAUGUUGAACUUUGAGUAUUUCUUAUUAUGUUGUCACUAGGUGAUCUUGUCUUAAUGUUUUUGAAUCUUUAUAGUAAUCAAGUAAGUUUUGUUGUUGUUGUUCA
Molecule: messenger RNA, 3426 nt
Organism: Helianthus annuus (common sunflower)
Lineage: Eukaryota; Viridiplantae; Streptophyta; Magnoliopsida; Asterales; Asteraceae
Product: receptor-like protein 9DC3
Exons: 2
Coding region: 341-3238 (965 amino acids)
Molecular function (GO): protein binding
Source: RefSeq, a predicted model, not a curated record